Engraulis encrasicolus (European anchovy) is the source of this 3509-nucleotide messenger RNA. Its product is annotated as ribonuclease inhibitor-like. NCBI's taxonomy places the organism in Eukaryota, Metazoa, Chordata, Actinopteri, Clupeiformes, Engraulidae. The transcript has 12 exons. Gene Ontology annotation, cellular component: cytoplasm. The record is from RefSeq and is a predicted model, not a curated record. The coding region runs from base 502 to 1881 and encodes 459 amino acids. Gene Ontology annotation, molecular function: protein binding. Gene Ontology annotation, biological process: intracellular signal transduction.
AGGUCACUGAAAAGGGUUGUGGUAUUUUGGUAGAAGAGCUGAUUUCAAUCCCAUCCCACUUGAGAGAACUGGAUCUAAGCUUCAAUGACAUAAGAGACUCAGGCUUGAAGAAACUAUCCACGGUCCUGAAAGAUGCUGGUUGCAGAUUGGAGAACAUUAAACUCAAUUAUUGUGGUCUCACAAAGGACAGCUGUGAUGCUCUGGCAUCUGUUUUGAGAUCACAAUCCAACCUAAAAGCACUUAAUCUUGGUUAGAAUGAGCUGCAGGAUGCAGGACUGCAGUCACUCCUCAGUGGUUUUGAAGACCCUCACUGCAAAUUGACAAGCCUUCUGUUGGACGACUGUGAUAUCACAGAUAUCAGCUGUGCUCCUCUGGCAGCAAUGCUUUCCUCAGGCUCCUCUCUUACUGAGCUAGAUCUCAGCAACAACAUGCUGACAGAGUCAGGAACAAGAACUCUUUCUACUGUACGAGAUGACCCAAAAUGCCAUCUGGAGACUCUGAAUGACAGCCGAUGUGAAGGAUUCCCUGGACUCAAAAAAGAACAAGUUAACCCUCUCAAGAGACACAUCUGGAGCAGCUAAACUGAAAAGACUGAAUGAAAUCUUGAGGGACCCCACAGCUAAAUUAGAGAGCAUAAAGCUUCACAACUACACAAUGACGAAGGAAAUGAGCUCAGCUGUUGCCAAUGCUGUGAAGAAAAUAUCUUUAGGCCUAAAGGAACUUGAUCUGAGCAACACCACCCUUCAAGACUCAGAAGCACAAGUUAUUUCUGAAGGCCUAGGAAAUCCUUAUGCUAAGCUGGACAUACUACGGUUAACAAACUGCGGUAUCACUUUCCAAGGAAUCAUGCAUCUGGCCAUAGCCCUGAAGUCAAAUUCAACAAAUCUGAAAGAGUUAGACUUACACAACGAUGACCUAAGUGAUCAUGGAAUUAAGAUCCUGUGUCUGUGUCUUGAAGAUCCUUCCAACAGUCUGGAGAGGCUGAAUCUAGAGAACUGCAGAGUGAAUGAGGGUGGCUGUGCCACACUGGCCAGAGCACUACAGUCUAACCCUGGCCAUCUCAAAGAGCUGUGUUUGAGCUAUAACCACAUUGGUCAAACAGGAAUUCAAAGCCUUGCAGAUCUCUUGAAGAGUAGUGUCAUAGAAACGCUUCAGCUAUCUCACUGUAGAAUCACACAAGAUGGUUGUGCAGCUCUAGCAUCGGGUCUGCGCUAUAAGCCAUCUCCUUUGAAACAGCUAGAUCUUAGCAGUAAUACACUGGAAGAUUCAGGAGUAAAGGCAUUGCUUGCGUUUCUUCAAGACAAAGACUGCAAACUUCAUACAUUGAAGCUUGCAAAUUGCAGUGUUUCACAGAACGGGUUUGGCUACCUGGGGCGUGCACUCAGGUCCAAUCCCACUCACAUUAGAAAACUGGAUCUAUCCAACAAUGCAUCUGGGGAAGAUGCCAUCCGAACACUAUUUGAGGCCAUCCAGGACACACACUGCAAACUGGAGGAACUGAAACUUUGUUGGUGUAAGCUGGGUGAGAACAGCUGUCCAUAUCUUUCGUUGGUGUUGAGCUCCAAUUCCAGUCUCCGAACCCUGGACCUGAGCCAUAACAAACUACAGAGCACAGGGGUUCAACACCUGGCUAAAGGACUGGCAAGCCCAGUCUGUCAUGUGGAAAGUCUAAGGCUGUCCCAAUGCCACAUAACAGAGGAAGGUUUCAUUGCCCUGGCCACAGCCCUUCAUACCAACCCCUCCCACCUGAAGGAGUUGGACAUCAGCAAGAAUAAGCCUGGAGCUUCAGGCAUACAGCAACUCACAGACAUCCAGAGGAACCCUCAAAGCCUGCUUAGGAAACUAGACACAUCUCCAUACACCAGGCAUACAAGCACAUGAGAAGAUUACCUUCAUCCAGCAAGUAAAAAAGAUGGCUGCAUUGCUAAAGGAAAACUAGCUUUUUCACAUUAAUGAAUCACCUUAACACAUUGAAUACAUGCAGUGUUUACAGAAUGUCUGCAUUUGAAACCUUUUUUGACAUUCUUUUGUAGUCACAGCAUAAUUUGUGAAAGGGACACCCGUUGAAGCAUGUUAUGGCUAGUUUGAAAGGUGAGACUAUACUCUUACUGGGUGCUCUUCAGCAUAGGGUGCCUGGGUCUCAGUGCAGCCCAUUACCUCCCUGAAAGAAUUCAGCACUUUGACAAAUAAUUAUUAACACCCUUCUUAUAACAUUGUAAUUACAGCUUGUAGGCACACACAAAUACAUGAUGUAAGUAACAUAUUGAUACAUGGUGUUACAUGUUAUUACAAGUUAUUAUAUGGUGUGACGUCAUCGGUCGAAUGCUCCAUUCAUUUCAACGGGGCUCCCCAACGUUCGCACGUCUGUUAUUUUUCGAUAACGGACGGGUUGGUCUAUAACAGACCGCUGUCAAUGGCAACAAGACUUUUCACUGCUAAAGUGACUUUUCAACAAGACUCUAAUCAGCUGCUGUGAUAGACAACACCUGUUGUCCUGGCUACCUAGCUGUUGCCUAGCGGUGUUCCACAACGGCACUGUUUUGUUUUGCGCAGCAACAAUCUUAACAUUAAAUAGGCCUAAAGAAAUGUCCCCGCCAUGUGUGAAUCAUUUAAGUAUAUCCAUAUAAUAAGCGGGUUAACUUUCGGCGAGUCGGUCGCUUUGUGGAAUAGCAGCACUUCAGAGAGAACAAGACACCUCCGCUCCGCGUCGGGGUCUGAAGAUUCUCUCUGUCGUGCUGCUAUUCCACGGUAGCGACCUUCUCGUCGAACGUUAACCCUUACUUAUUACACUGGUUAUUACACUGUACCUAAUAUGGUAGAUCCACUAGCCUGAUAAACCAGCCUAAAUGUGAGACCGGAGUAAUUUAGUCUGGCCCCGAUGAACAAUACCUGGCUGGGACGACUGCUGAUGAGAACAACCUGUUGUUUUUUCAAACCAUGCCAGCGCUCUGACCAAUCGCCGAUCUUUGCCGUUGGUGUGCUUUCCCAACGGUGUUGCAAGCUUCGUCGUCACUCCCUCAAAACCCCGCCCGCUUUGAUUCAAAACAAAUCUCUGCGUUGUAAUUGGUUUUGCCAGACUCAGGGCACAGUAUUCAAAACGUUCUCAGAUCCGAGGCCAGACCCACUCGCAGCUAAAAAGUUUCAGGCUAUAGAUCCACAGUGAUAGUGAACCCUUAAAAUAGUGUUAAAACGCUGUCACACACAAUGUGUUCUGUGCUUAGUACUUUCCUGCUUUUUGUCCAUUGUCCAACAUUAUAUCUGUAUUAUAUUUGUAUAUAUUAUUCUUUUUGCACUUUUCUUCACAUCUUAAAAUUAAUCACGCCCCUUUUGUCUAUGUUCUUAUUAUGCUUUUAAUAUUAUUCAUUUAAGAAGCAAGGGUAUUAUAUAGAUGUUUAGAGAAUUAGGCAGGUGCGUUCAAGGUGAGAGGUAGGUUUGUAUAUUAUUCAUUUAACAGGUUUUGAAUAUUAAAAAAGGCACAUGAAAAACAGAUAAUUUAGAUAAAUGCAACA